AUGUUUCAUCAAUUCCGUAGUCACCAGAAACGAAAGGUGAACAGCCAUUCCUCCGGUGGCCACAAAGAGCAAAACGAGAAAGGUGUAACGAUCCCUACAUUGCCUUUGAAAUUGUUCAUGCAACAGGAUGAAAAGAAAGAGUCACAACAACGACCAACCUUAUUGAAUGAUGACUCGAGUGCGGACCUUUCAGUUUACACAACUGAAACAAAGACUACCGUACAAUAUCCUCCACGUGAUCCUUAUGGCCGCAUGAAUUCGGCAGAAUGGCCAUCGAAACGAGAUUCAGCAAAUGCUGCCAGGGCAACUACGGUUGUAGCUCAAAAAUCCAACUUGCUUGGUGCUGGUUCUGCCACGAAAGAAGUAGGAAAUCGAUCCCAAUCUCCCAAAACCGUGACUGGGACACGGUUGAACGAAUGUAUGGUGAUCAAUACUUCCAGACCCUCAUCUCCUUCCACAGCUCCUAGUACGCCUCCUCGAGAUUUGGACCACCCAGAAGAUGAAGAUGUCGAAGACUACUACGAUUACGACCAUCGGAUACAUGAGCGAAGACAAGCAUCACUGGCAAGUGGAUCCGUGAGUCGGACCUCCUCCAAUCCCACGGCGCAGGAGUCGAUAGCCAGCAACAAUCGAGUGAAGCAUUGGCGUGGACCAGUAGACUUGGACGAUUCUUCAAUCGAGGAUUAUGACAACGAUGAGGAUGAGGAUGAUGAUGUAGUGCGCGAGGCCGAAGAAGAGAAUGUGCAACAUGCCUCCGUGUUUCGUAAAAAGAUAACAUCAUCCACCAUAUUGCCAGAGGAUUCUGACAAUGAAGCUCUCGUUUCGCCAAUGGUGUGGACGGAUCACGAUGACGACGAUGAUGGGAUCACUGAGCUGGUACCGCCGCCAAGAAAACUCAGUGACGAGGAUGAGGCGGCGUUGAAUCGGAGUUACCACCAGACUAUGCAAUCAAUUUCCUUUCACUCGAUUGACGAGAGCGGCGAAGAUAAUGGCUAUGGCAGCGAUGAUAUGGAUUCCGGAGCAGUUCUUCUGACACAGGAAGAACUGCAGAAACACGUGAAUAAAGUGCAGAACAAGGAGCCGAUGCCUUCCUCGUACAUUGGUGGAUACGAUCAGUGGAAACAAGAGCAAGAAUACAAACGGAGAUACUUUGAGAGACUGCAACGAAAGGUGAACGAAAAGAAACGUCACCAGCAACCACAUGCGCAUCCUCAACUUGAUCAAUCUCCGCGAAGACCUGCACAGUCCGCAACUGACUACAAUCGAUCAUCGGGGGACUCCCUAGCCGACUUUACUAGAUAUACAUAUGAGAACAUGGACAAGAGUGUUGCCAGUACCAUCGCCACGGCACGAACGAAGGAAUCAUCAUCGGAAAAGUCUUCUGGAACCGCGACAAAAUCCAAAACAAAAGGGGUGUGGAAGAUUCUUCCCAAGCUUACUGGAAGUUCCAAGAAGAAAACCCCAAGCAAGAAGACUGGAAAGGUCCAGAGUAGACAUGCAUCACCACCUCGAGAAGCGGUUCUCAAUCAAGUCGAAGAACUUUCUGAGGUCGCCAACAUGUCUCUUGCGCCUUUGAAUUCAAUGCUGGGCAUGAAUGUUGGUAGUGAGGGAGAACCAAGGGAGCUCGUAUCUCAAUACCUACAAGUAGAACGCAAGAAGCAACUGCAAGCAGAAGAAGACAAGGCACAAGAGGAAUGGAAGGAGCAAGAGCGCAUCCAAAGGAAGAAAGAGGAAUACUUGCGACGACAACGAGAACUGAAUAAUAUUGUGCCUUCAGGGCCCAGAUGUACCUCUCCAGGCCCCAUUUCUCAUGUUGCGUCCAGAGAUUUCAAAGAGGAAGGCACUGCUCCCUUGUGUUCUGCCUCGUUUGAAUCUGAGCGAUCUGGAGCAAGGUCCGCUACCAUUUUGUCUCCUUGCAUUCUUUGUGACGAAGCAGAACGGACUCAUAUCGCCAUGCCCUGCAUGCACUUUUUCUUCUGCGGCAGUUGUGUGGAAAAGAUGACGCAAAAUUGCAGUUGCCCUGUUUGUGGUGCCAGCAGUGUCAACUUUGCCCGGGUAUACACAGGAUAA
Messenger RNA from Cylindrotheca closterium, 2070 nucleotides. The record is from the annotation of a GenBank genome assembly. NCBI's taxonomy places the organism in Eukaryota, Bacillariophyta, Bacillariophyceae, Bacillariales, Bacillariaceae.